AUGCCAUUCCAGGAGUUUGUACACGAAGUUAAUGAGAAUGGGGACAAAAUUCUGGUUAAAUCAUUAAAUUCAAAUACUCCAGUGAAUGUUCGCUUCACAAAUCAAACAUCGCGUCCGGUGAACGUGUGGUGGCGUGACUAUGAAGGGAGGCAAGUGUUCUACGGUCGGAUUGAACCCGGCGCGGUCCACGACCAAAGCACAUUCUUGACACACCCUUGGCAAUUUACGGAUGCGGGUACUGAGCAGUACUACGUGAUCGACAACAGGAGAGUAUUCAGGCCGCCGCCGGAGCUCGCGGGUCAGACCCCGAACUUCAACGUCACUGCACCCCAGUGUUGUCCUGCUGCCCAUUCUUGCUGUUCCUGUUGUCAUGCUGCACAACAACCGGUCUGCCAAAAGAUCUAUUAG
This is a messenger RNA of Spodoptera littoralis (African cotton leafworm), 408 nucleotides long. Lineage: Eukaryota; Metazoa; Arthropoda; Insecta; Lepidoptera; Noctuidae. The record is from the annotation of a GenBank genome assembly.